This is a messenger RNA of Colossoma macropomum (tambaqui), 2962 nucleotides long. RefSeq lists its product as uncharacterized. NCBI's taxonomy places the organism in Eukaryota, Metazoa, Chordata, Actinopteri, Characiformes, Serrasalmidae. The coding region runs from base 43 to 813 and encodes 256 amino acids. The record is from RefSeq and is a predicted model, not a curated record. The transcript is spliced from 4 exons.
CUCCAGGUCAGGACUGAUGGUGUGUGUGUCUGUAGGUCAGUCAUGCAGUCCUGCAGUUCUGCUCUCUGUAUCCUGAUCUUACUGAUCUCUACAGUCUCUACUGCUGUUCCUACAGUGAAGGUGAAUCUUCAUGACUCUGCUACUCUGUCCUGCUCUGAGAGAUGCUCUGGUUUGGUCAGAUGGACUGAGUUCAGUGAAUCCACUGAUACUCUGGCUGAGUGUAAUCAGACUUCAUGUAGAUCAGUGAAGGAGGGAUAUCAGAUGAUCCAUGAUCAGUACCUGAAGGGAGAUUUUUCCCUCAUCAUCACUGACGCUGAUUUCACUAAGAGAGCCCUGUACACGUUUCAGUGUGAUGGUAAAGACGUCUGUGAUGUGAAGCUGCUGAUUCAGCCCUUGAACACUGCAGUUCAGAUAAAACCUGGUGACGCUCUGGUGCUGAAGUUGGACAUAUCAGAUCCAGUGGAGGUGAUUUAUAACAGUACAGGAGCAGCUGGACCAUCCAGUGGUCAGAUCUGUACAGUGGAUGGACCUUCACUACAGUGUAAACCUGAAUACACACAGAGAGCAUCACUCACAGCUGGACUUGAGCUGAGAGCAGUGACUCCAUCUGAUAGUGGAGUUUAUACUGUAAUGGACAAGAAGAAUAAAGAGGUCAUUCAUAUCUACACAGUGACAAUCGAAGAUGACCAGCCCUGCAGAGACCAGAGAGCCGCUGUGCCAGUGUGGCUGUCUGUCCUCUCCCUCACUGUGUGUGGGGUAUUAUUGUUGGUGAUUGGGUGGAUGUGGAGAAAAAUUCAGCAGAGAAACAGAUGAUGAGCCUGUGAGCCCCACUAAUAAGCAGUAACAGAGGAGAGAUCAUUCCCAGUCUCUGUUUCUCUUUUGUUCGCUCCCUUUUUCUUCUUUGUGUCUGUGGGUACAUAUCCAGUUCUGUCUGAACGAUGUGAAAGGCAGGGUAGUAGCAGCUCUGUUUGGCCUCCCCUUUCUGUUCAAUCUAAAACUGAACGCAUGGUAUAAAGUCUCUGACGCUGUUGUUGCUCCUGUUGAGUUAAAAGACAGAACAGAAUCACAGUUACAGCAGGAUGAUGCAUAUCAGGCUGAUACGUGUUGGCUGGCUACAUAAACGAUUAAUCAACAGAAAAAGAUGAGUUAGUUCAGUUUCAGUUCAGAUCAGUUUAAUCGAGUCUACUUAAGAUGAGAAUUUAUUUAACUUUUAUUUGAAAUCUACAACUGAUUGACGGGCAGGGUUGGGGUAGAUACUGAAAAAUUAGUAGUUAGCUACUUUCACAAGAUUUGUAGCAGCUACAAUUUAGCUACUUUUCCAGAAAAAGUAGUGGCUACUUUUUGAAAAGUAGUGUUCCAGAAAGAAACAUACAACUGAAAAGCUGCAAAUAUACAAAAAAAAAUCACUAAAAAGUGAGUUUAAGUGUUACCAGCAGUUAAACUUACACAACCAAAGGUGAUCUCCAACACAAUUUAGACUAAAUAACUAAAUUUACUACUACAGCUCUUAGGUACAAAAAUGUGUAGUUCCUUAUAAAAAGUAGCGUGAUACUUAGCUCCUCCCCCAUCCCUGUUGACGGGUUCAUUUGCAUUCGGUGUUGUAGACAAACACGCCCCUCAAAGGGCGAACAACUCGCGAAGCUGAAAUCGAAGGAAGUGGGGGCGAAUUCUGCAUCCCAUGACCUUAUUACAAAAACUCUUAUUAAUCUCCAUCAGAUUAUUAAUCUCUGUUAGAUUAUUAAUCUCCAUCAGAUUAUUAAUCUUUUCAGCUUUUCAGUAUUCACAGUAUUACAUUGAGUGUAUUUCCUGCUUUUUAACAUAUGAGAGAGAUCAGUUUAAUCAAAACUAAACUGUAAACAAAACUGUAAAUAGAAACCCAGAAAAAGCAGCUGUAGUUCACACAGGCUUCCUGAAGACACAGUAUACAGUAUAUUUAUAGUUUCUUUCCAACACAAAUAUUGCAAAACACUCAGUUCAGAGUGGACGCCGAUGUGCACAUAUCCAGAAUGAAGGGAUUUCACUGCAGAAUGUUAAAUUCAGCCAAAUUAUGAAGGAGUUCAGAGUGGAUCAGAAAUCUUUAGUUAAAACUGUCCACUAGAGGACAGCAGAGAGUCAAACACACUGAAAAAACUGUACAGUUUCAUUUUAAUAUAAUUAUUUAAAUAAAAUAAUAAAUAUAAUCAUAUUCCUGAACGGUUUGGGUUUCUUCAGUAGUCUAACUCAGUGCUGCUCAGGAAUGUGGGCGUUUUCAUUUUUACAGUCUGCUCAGGAUCAUUCAGAGUGUUUAUACUGUUACUUUGUGCCUCUGGAAAGACGUGUUGGUCUCAGAAAUCCUAAUGCUGACCCUCAAGUGGAUUAUUAGUGAGCAUAUUUACGCAUUUUUCUAUGCAAAUCAGUCAUAUAAGGGAAAGCGCAGCCCAGUCUAAUGCGUAUCUGUACAUAUUUAGAAAGCAGCCCUCGUCUGGUUUAAAGAACUGAGUUGUUUGAGUUGAACAGAAUUGUGCUGAAUUGUGUUUCCACUGAUUUAGCAGACAUUUUAGUGACUGUUACAACUCGCCCCCCAGUCUGUUACGGGUAACCCUGACUACAAUGGACGUACUAACACUGACACAGCUGUCUGCUUUCAACUGAAUUGAACUGAAAACAAAGCUGUCUUUAUUUGUAGCAGUGAUGUGUACACUGACUGCUUAUAACACUGCAUUAUAAACAAUAUUAAUUACAAAAAUAAUAUGAAUUUUAUUAAACAAUAUGUAAUAAUAUAUAAUCUUGUGUUUUUAAAGUGAUUUAUUGAAGAACAAGGCUGCGCUCUCUCUGUCCUGUCUCUGUUUUGCACAUAGAAAAGUUUUCUGCCAUGUUUAUACUGUGUAAAAUCUGCACAUGAUAAAAGUGUCCCUGGGGUGGCCCAAUAUUUUUGUUAUGAUUUAUGUACAAAAUAAAGCCUUUCAGUUUGUACUGUUUUAAA